This is a messenger RNA of Seminavis robusta, 3876 nucleotides long. The record is from the annotation of a GenBank genome assembly. Lineage: Eukaryota; Bacillariophyta; Bacillariophyceae; Naviculales; Naviculaceae.
UCUGCUGCAGCGGCUUCGGACGAAACGAUGACAGCAUUCGCCGAAGUAGUUGGCAUUGCGGCGGGCGUGAUAAUCUUUAGAGAAGGGUGUUCCUUUAUUGCUUUCCGAUGUUCGACCAGGAGCUUCACCAGCGCAGCUUUCCUUCGGCCAGUGGGAACGUCUCGUACGCCCAUGUGAUGGAGCUGCGUUUUGAUUUCUUUGACUGUCAAUCGCUCCGGGCCACUCUCAUCUAGUCUAGUUUCGACCGACUCGCGGGCACAAUGAGAGUUGAAUGGUUCGCAAUCUUUGUUCGUAGAGCGCUUGCCUCUGGGCUUCUUUGAAUCUUCUAUUGCUGUUUGCUUGGGCUGGCAGGUGGGACAAGCGUAACAAGUGCGACCGGCAAUAUCCCACACUUGAAUUCGUGACUUGCAUCGUGGACAGUGGCUGGUAUUGUAAAUGUAACGUCUCAAUUUGGGUUUCCCCAGACGUCUGGCCUCCUCUGGAUCCACUGUUAGGAUGCUCCCAGUUUGGUAUCCUCGCUGUAGUAGAGUGACCGUGUGUUGCCAAAUUUGAUCAAAGUUGGAUCGUUGCAAAGCCAUACCAGGAAUGUCGGGGUGGACGCCCGCCUUGAAGAGAAUUUCGGCUCUAUAGAUAUUGCCAGGUCCUGUGAAAUAGGACUGGUCCAUUAUCACUGCCCCAAUGGACGUUUUGCUUUUCUUCACCUUAGUCCAGAGCAAUUCAGGGUCUGCGUCUUCCCGCAAUGGGUCCUGACCCAGUUUGGCCUUUUUUGUCACGUAGAGAUCCAUUCCCAAACCAUAGUUGACUGUCAUUGCCGAUAGAUCUGCUGUCAACGGUUAGGAAGUGUGCUCUAAUCGUAAUCGAUUGGUAGAAGUCGGCUCGGGUACUUGCUGCUCUCCUUGAUAAACUGCCCAGCUGCCAGCCAUACCAAAAUGAACGUGCACCACCACAUCACUGUCAUUGUCCUUUGCAACAGCAUCUCGGAAGAAAGCAAACAGGUUCUUGCCAACUGCCUCAAUUCGAUAGAAGACCUUCCCGUCAAUGGCUUUUGCGCCAUUGAUAAAACGACCGUUCGGGCUGCUCGCUUGGAAGGCCUUGCCUACCAGCCUUUCCCGGUGCCAUUUAGCCACACGAUGAACACUGUGUCCUUCCACCAUGGGUUUCUAAAUAACACACACUGUACGGUAUUAUGCCUGACCGCAACUCCGGCGAGAUCUGUCGCUUUGCAGGUAUACCGUACCGUACGGUACAUGUACCAUACCAUGCAAUUUCAUCGCCAACUCAGCGCAACCACUCCGCCGCCAAGAAACUGUCAGAAAGAAGGUUGUUGAGGAUUGUGACUGACAUUCGUGACUCCAUCGGAGCAAGUUUCAUGCCAACAGACCCUUGUCCCCCCUCACAAGCAUCAAGAGAUUGCUGUUGUAUCGUCACGCCUUCUUCUUUUCUCAGGCUACCGGCACCUCCUGGCAAAGAAAGUUCUUGCUUACUGCCUCAAACUAGGAUGGAAAAUAGCUGGAUGCGCAAACGGAAGCGAAGCAGGAAAGGACAAGAACCGAGCCAAGUCCUGUACCGGUACCGGUACCUGUAUUGCUCAGGUUCCGUGACAAUCCAUGGAAUGAACACCACCAGUCGACUUCAAUGAAUCGACCAGGAAUUGCUUCCUCCCUCAAGACAAGAUUACGCCUGUCAGCGUACGCCUAACCGGAUUGCUGUUGCCUAUAGCAGUAAAGGUGCAUCUUGCGAUCUUAUACGAUCUCCCUGGAUUCGGAAUUGAACGGCAGCAUCUUGGCUCGGAUGCACAUGAAUGAUAUCAAGUCGAACCAGCAAGAAGUCUGGUCCAACAAACAGUCCAAGAUAGGUGGGAGGUACAGACAGCCAACUCGACGCUACCGUACUACGUGUAACCUUUGAAGCAAGCCAGUACGGGUUGUUGGUGCUCGCCAGUUCAAGGAUGGACUCUUAUGGACAGACACCCUGCGCUGUGCCGGGGCCUUUCAAGUGUGCAUCUUGCGGUAACAACAGCAACACCUUGUAUGGGUCCAACACUGUUGUUGUGUAGCUAGUACAUGGUGCGUGUGUCAAUGUGUAAUCAUUGCUUUGCUAAAGGUAGUGCUUUGACCUAGCCCUGUAGAGCACUCGCAAAUCUAAUCAUCAGAUCCAAAAAACAACUACCGACAAGCUAAAAACGAAACUACACAAUCCACCAAACAUGAAGAUCAUCUCUGCCACUUCUCUCUGUCUUCUUACGUUUGUUGCCGUUGCCCAUGGUGGCGACAGCAGUAACCUUCGCAGCAGUGGAAUCUGCUGAUUCCGGCCGUCUGACCGUCCACCGUCAACCGGAAUCUAGCCUCCACUCAUCUACAGAUCCAGAGACAACAAAGUAGCUUUUCCUCAUAAUCUUAUAACAUCAUUCGUAAUACAUCUAUCGCUACCUUUAGUCUCUUCAACAGAUGUUAUAAGACCCUUCUAUACAACCGAUACCACCACCGAUCCGCUACACUGAUCGACCGGCACGACGCACCUCUAUCGAUCGAACGGCACGAAGCACCUCUAUCGAACGAACGGCACGACGCACCUCUAUCGCUCGACGAAACGAACCUCUAUCCUCGAACGAACCUCUAUCCUCGAACCUCUAUCGCUCGACGAACGGAACACCACACCUCUAUCCUCGAACGAACGCACCUCUAUCGACGAACGGCACCUCUAUCGACGAACGCACCUCUAUCGACGAACGAACCUCUAUCUUCGAAACGAACCUCUAUCCUCGAACGAACCUCUAUCCUCGAACGGAACGACACUGAUACCGAACUGAUACCGCUACCAGCUGAUACCGCUACUAGCCAACAAACACCAACACCAACCUACAAUACCACUACCCACAUAUACACCACCUAGACACACAGGCCUUAAACGUCCGACAAAGGGAACUAAAUAUACCCGUGUCGCCCAACUUCAAAUCCAAUUCUACCCUCUCCUACAAUGACUACCACUACACCAACUGAGGCAAUGCCACACCCCAUCCUCACACCAAUCAUUGGCAAACCUGACCAGAGGAAGCUAUCCCUCCUCAUCUCUCAGGUUCUUGCAAACACCAGAGCUAUCUCCAGUGAGGACGGUGAUGGCAGAUUAGGCCACGCCUACAUCAUUCUUGGCCAGGCAGCCUACACUGCAGCAUCCCAAGGCAACGUUGCAUUCGUCGUCCCGAUCAAACCAAUCAAACCCGUACAUGCUGCCAACGCCACCCAAGCACUCAUGUACCGCCACGACCAAACCUACAAAAAUGAACUGGAUGCAUGGAAAUUAUACCACAAAACAGAGGCCCAGAUCCUCCAGCAGAUUUUGGACGCCGUUAACGAUACUUACACAAAGGCCCUCAAAGAUCGCAUGUGGGGAUACGGCAACACCAGCCCAUUUGACAUCAUUACCCAUCUAGUAACCACAUACGGUAAAAUCACUGAGACUGAUCUCCUUGCCAAUCGUGAACUCCUCACCCAGCCUUGGACUCCACCCACAGACAUUGAGGAACUCUUCGAUAAUAUUGACACCUGCAUCGCUUUCUCAGUAGAAGGCGGAGAUGUCAUUAGUGACCGCAACGCUGUCAGCGCCGGAAUAGCCACUCUACAAGCCACGGGCCUAUUCAUUCAUCCCAUCCGAGAAUGGAACAAGCGUACACCAGAAAACCGCACCCUCACCCACUUCAAAGAAUUCUUUCGUGAUGCCGAAAAUGUCCGCCAGACCGAAACCACUGUCAGCGCCGCAGGCUACCACCAACGAGCAACGCAACUAUCACGGACACCCAAACAGUUACCACCGGGACUUCUACGCUCACCCAGCCACAACUGAUCGACAUACGCCACGAGUCACCAGGAUCGUCAAGAG